GUACAAGAGGAAGAAGAAGAUUCUCGUUUCGUUCCGGACAUCCGAGCUCCUUGCUGCUAGUUUCAUAUAAUAUAUAUAUAUAUAUAUACAUAUAUAUACAUACACCCAUACAUAGAUAUACGUACGUGUCCUCCUCUCUGUGUUUAUACGUGUAUUAUACGUGGAUGCGUUUGUCUCUCUCAUGUGUUCGUCGGCAGUGCGACGAGUAAGACUGGAAGCUUGGAAGUGAUUUUCGUGCCGCGAAAAGGAGGGAGAGAGAAAGAGCUAUACGAUAUUUCUCUCUCUCUCUCUCUCUCUCUUUCUAUUUCUCUCUUAUACACACAUUUGCUCGCUCUGUCACUCCCUCUCUCUUUCUCUCUCUAAGUCCCUGUUCUCUUUCCAUCCUCUUCUAGCGGUCCGUCAGACCCGAUUUUUUGGGGUGGGGGUAAGGCCCACCGUCGCGCGCGCACGUGCGUCCCACCGUUGCGCUGCCUCUCCCGUGUUUUCUUCUUACAGCGCUUCCGACUUGUUCUCCCUCUCCUCGUCCAUCCUUCCCUCUCCCACUCUCUCUCUCUCUCUCUCUCUCUUUCUAUCUCUAUCUCUCUGUCGCUCCGGAUCGUCCCCUUUUCGGAGUAACGUCCUCCGGGAGUGUGACGCGCGCUAUGUGACGGGAGGGUGGCCAACAUCGAACGUGCCGGAGAUCCUACACUCGUGCUCGGCUCUGAAGUGGCUUGUGUGUACAUUGAAGAUCAUUCCUUUAGAUUUUUCUUUGAGGAAAUAACGGACAUAAGAGGAGGAGAAGAAGGAAGAAGAAGAAGAAGUAGUACUAGUAGUAAUAAUAAUAAUAAUAAUAGCAGUCCGUCAAACGGAGUGGAAGAGAACGCGAAGAUAAACGAAAGAAGAAGAAGAAGAAGAGGAAGAAGAAGAAGUGGCGGAACAAGAGAGGAGCAAAAGUACGAAGGGAACAAGAGGAGGAGAGUAAAAGAGAGAAAGAGAAAGAAAGAAAGAAAGAAGGAGAGGAUAAAUAGAAGCAGCGAAGAUCACCGGCCGUAAACACGCAUGAGGGUCUCAUGGCUACCGGAUUGGUGAAGUGGUGGCGAGCAAGGUUCCUUGCGGGCUACAAACCUUUUUCUGUCGUCGGUGGUAAUACUGAGGGUAGCGAUUCGGAGGAACUAUUAGGGAGCGUCGCGACGCCCUGCACCGGUUCACCCCCGUUACCAGCGGAAUCGCCACAGGUUACGGUCGAUGGAACCGCCAGUCCGGCACCACCAGCUCCAGGAAAUGACGAACGACCUACCAGCAGUACGACGAAACAGCUCAGCUUCGAGGAAUUCGAGUGCGACGUAUCGGUCGCGGAGGGUGAUCGAAGGAGGCAAGAGUUUUCAUUUACGCUAUACGACUUCGACGGUCAUGGAAAGAUAACGAAGGACGAUAUAGCCGGACUGGUUACAACCAUUUACGACACUCUUGGUAGGUCCAUCCAAGUGCCACCGUGCGGCAGUAAAACGAUUAAGGUCAAGCUGACUGUAUCGCCUGAUCAGCGUGCCGGACAAACGCGUACCACCUGCCCGAAUUCUCAGCAAGGGCCAACGACAACGACCACUACGACGACGACAACUACUACGAGUCUGCCGGCUAAUUCGCCUUGCUGUCAUGUCAAGCACGCGGCCUCCUGUACCGGUGGUGGUGGUGGUGGUGGUAGUAGUAGUAAUCAUCAUCAUCACUCGACGACAACUCAGACGCAUGCCACUCAUGGCUCGCGCAAAGUUCCUAGAAGGAGAAGACCGAUUCGGCAUCGAUGUCAGACGCAACAAAGAGAAGCAGAGACGCACAGCGAGGACGAUGCCGAGAACACGCGAAGCAGCCGCGUGAAACAGGAAGAACUCCGUAGGAGGGUCGGCCCUGUUCCUCAUUUACCAUCGCCUUAUUCGAACAGUUCGGAGGGUGAUGUCAGCGACGACAGCGAUACUUCGCCCGCUUUUUCUCCCUUCACGCCCUUACUCACCACCAAUCAACGAAAACGUAGCGGCGCACUUCAGAGGCAACAAUUGUUAGAGAUAAUACAGGCAAACAUGGAAAAGAACAAUCUCAGUUUUCAUACACCGAGGAAACGACAUCAAAACGAACACGUACGCGUUCCAUCUCGAAGCCCACAUAUCGAGCCAACGAACGUUCAAACAUCGAAUUACAAUCAAAACUGUCGGCCACCCUCGGAAUCCCGACAAUCGACAACAAAUUAUCACAAACCAGUUCGGGAAAACUCUCAUCACACGGUUGCAUUUUCAAAAUUACCGACGAAAACGCGAGGAAACUUAAGAAAGAUGCGGGGCCAACACGGGAUCCAACAACAACAGCAGCAGCAACAGCAACAACAGCAGCAACAGCAACAACAGCAGCAACAACAGCAGCAACAGCAGCAACAACAACGUAACGCAACGGCUAUAAUAACGACGGGAGGAACAACGACAGUUGCUGCAGCAACUACGACAACGACGACUACGGCGACACAAUCGUCGAAAUCGUCGGGACAGCAACAGCAACAACAACAACAACAACAACAACAGCAGCAGCAACAGCAGCAGCAACAACAACAACAACAUAUUAUUCAGCAGCAAGGGCAACUACAACAACAACAGUUAUCAGCUGUUCGUAACAUCAUCGGUCCAACGAUAAACAACGAAACACAACAUUUGUUAGGAAAUCGCAAUAUCGUCAAUCUCGUACCGAACAACAAUCAGGGUGGUCAGAUUAUAAAUCAGAGUCCGAUGAUAAACAAUCACAAUGUUCAAAGGCAAACGACGACAGCGGAUCCGGGCCAAUACGUUCAAUCGCAGUCUCAAUGUGGUAAAGCUAGCAAGAAGCAUCAAUUGAAACACGCUACAAGAGAACAGGAUCAGGCUAGGGCGAUGGCGCAAGUCGUUCGCUGGCUCGAACGUGAAUUUUCACAAAACGCUGCUGCUGCUACUACGGGAAGGAGACACGUUCAUGAGCAUAUUCAUCAUCAUUAUCAUCAUUAUCACGCCGAAGCUCUCGUUUGAUCGUUGUCUCUUGCCAAGGAAAUAUCACCGUUGUCGUUGUUGUCGUCGCUUUCGACGAUGCUCGUUACGUGUGUACGAUGCACAACUUUUUGUCUUUCAUUCUUUUCAGUAUGAGAAGGAAAGAGAACAAUGGUAAGAUACACGCUCAACCGAUGAAAAAUGUUUCUCAAACGAAAUGUCUGAUAGGAGAGAAUCGAUUCUCUAUGCGUAUCGCUCUUUUUUUUUUUUUUCUUUCAUCUAUUCCUAUUUUUUUUUUUUUUUUUGUCAGAUAGUUUCUUUUCUUUUCUUUUUUUUUCCCCUACAAAAUGAUACGUACGUCGUUUACUCUAAAAAAAAAGACUGUGGACUACUGCUGAUAAACAUACGAUACUCGACGAUAUCGAAAUGGAGAUUGAAAUUCCUUUAGGAUCGUAAUGAAUAAUAAAUUAUUGGAGUCCUCGACGAAUCUUUGAGAGAGAAAAUAAUUUUUUUUGUUUGUUUUUUUUUUUUUUUUUUUUUAUCUUUCCGACUUUUAUCCUUUCUUACCCGACGAUAUUUUUUCAUCGACGAUGCAGUUGUUUAACAACAAAGUAAUAGUAAUAUUAAUAAUAAUAAUAAUAGUAAUAAUAAUAAUAAUAUUAAUAAUAAUAAUAAUAAUAAUAAUAAUAAUAAUAAUAAUAAUAAUAAUAAUAAUAAUAAUAAUGAAAUAAUAAUAAUAAUAAUAAAAGAACGUUGAUAAAAUGUUUGCUGGAACUGGGACACCCCGUGUAAAGAGGGAAGACAUUUUUUUGAUCGAUAUGAUCAUAAAUGUGAUUAACGAUAUUGACUCCGAAUAGAGUAGUGGAUACGAUUUACUCGCGACCAUAAUGCAUUAUUCUCGAAUCUCAACGCGCGAAUACAAAUAAAAGUAAAUUAAAUUAAAUUAAAUUAAAUUAAAUUAAAUUAAAUUAAAUUAAAUUAAAUUAAAUUAAGUUAAGAUAAGUUAAAUUAAAUUAAUUUAAAUUAAAUUAUAUUAAAUUAAAUUAUAUUAAAUUAAACUAAAUUAAAUUAACGAGUAGCUGAAAAAAAUCUCAAACAUGCCUAAGGAGAACCACCCUGUUAAUAGUGGCUAGUUUUUGUUUUUUGUUUUUUGGUUUGUUAAAAAUAUUUUAUUGACCCGCGAUUAAUAAUUAAUAACGAUGAAGAUACAUCUGAGGAAAGGGGAGAGCCUAUUUUUUCAAUUAAAAAAAAAAAAAAAAAGUAAAUUACGAUUAUGGUUAAUAACGAAUUAUGAUGUUAGAUUUUUAUCAUCGAACGUAAUCUAAUUAAUUAAUGCGAAUACGUCGAAUACGCAAAGUUCGAAAACUGAAAUUAAUUGCGCUGGUAGUUUCUUCUUUAGAUCUUUUUUUUUUUUUUUGUUUCUUUUUCUUCUUCCUUUUUUCUGUUUCUUUCUUUUUAUGUUUUUGUCGAUUGAACAAUUGGAAAAAAGACGCAAAUCUCAGUGCGUUUUUUUAAAGACUCGUACGUAUAAUAAU
Messenger RNA from Vespa velutina, 4510 nucleotides. It is a transcript of the gene nkd, whose product is annotated as nuclear transcription factor Y subunit beta-like. The record is from RefSeq and is a predicted model, not a curated record. Gene Ontology annotation, cellular component: cytoplasm. Bases 1050 to 3017 code for a protein of 655 amino acids. Gene Ontology annotation, biological process: negative regulation of Wnt signaling pathway. The transcript has 5 exons. Lineage: Eukaryota; Metazoa; Arthropoda; Insecta; Hymenoptera; Vespidae. Gene Ontology annotation, molecular function: calcium ion binding.